UCGCAGAACAAUAAAAUUGCCGGUUUGUUUUUGUUGAUCAGCGAACCAAUUUGUGUGGGCGAUAACAAAACUAGGUUGUAAACCGUCAAUUAUCAAAGCUUAUCAAAUCGGCCCACGAACUUAUCGUACAAUAAUCGCACACUCGCCACAAGCAACAAGAUGCCGCAAUACAUGCCGAUACAGGGCUACAAGCAGCUGGAGGAUGCACUGAAAGUGCACGCGAAACCCAAUUGCCUUAUUUAUAUCUAUUUCUUUGGCGAGAAGGACAGCAAUGGCCAAAGCUGGUGUCCCGAUUGCGUAGCCGUUGAGGAGACCGUAAAUACCGCAUUUCGUGAAUAUUCGCAUCAGAAUUCGUUGAUUUUCACCGUCGACGUUGGCAAUCGGCUGGCAUGGAAAGAUACCGUUGACAACAAGUUCCGUCAGCCUCCAUAUUCCUUGGUGGAGAUACCCACGCUCAUUCGCUGGCAGGGCGCGGAACGUUUGGCCGGCGCCCAGCUGAAGAAGGACGAUUUGUUGCGGCUCUUUUUCGAUGAGGCCAAAACGCAGAGCGCCACAGAUAAAACCGUUUUAUGCCAAUAACUCAAUAAGUUAUUCUUUUUCUUUUCUGUUUUUCUUUUCUGUUGUGAUUAAAUGUUUUUCAAAUU
This is a messenger RNA of Drosophila grimshawi, 644 nucleotides long. Its product is annotated as thioredoxin domain-containing protein 17. Gene Ontology annotation, cellular component: cytosol. The coding region runs from base 160 to 579 and encodes 139 amino acids. The record is from RefSeq and is a predicted model, not a curated record. Gene Ontology annotation, molecular function: protein-disulfide reductase [NAD(P)H] activity. The transcript is spliced from 2 exons. Lineage: Eukaryota; Metazoa; Arthropoda; Insecta; Diptera; Drosophilidae.